This is a messenger RNA of Copidosoma floridanum, 1473 nucleotides long. Its product is annotated as tRNA (34-2'-O)-methyltransferase regulator WDR6. The record is from RefSeq and is a predicted model, not a curated record. Gene Ontology annotation, molecular function: protein binding. Gene Ontology annotation, biological process: tRNA methylation. Lineage: Eukaryota; Metazoa; Arthropoda; Insecta; Hymenoptera; Encyrtidae. Gene Ontology annotation, cellular component: cytoplasm.
AUGCCUAUGGAUUGGGUGAGCAAACCGUUGAUCCAUGGAAACAAUUAUUAUGUUUUAGGAUUUAAGGAGGAGGAUUUUGUGAUAUUUAACGUGACUUUUAAUCGAAUCUUUGUUAAAAUUCCUUGUGGUGGAGGUCACAGGUCUUGGGACUGCGUGAUGAAUGAUAAAUUUGUCAAAUUUGUGUACAUACAAAAAAAACAAGUCCACGUCGUUGAAGUUCCUGUUGAUGUAAUGUUCGUUCCACCCAUACUGACCGGCAUUCACACCAAAGAAAUAUACUGUAUGAAAGUUUUGCCAACUCCAUUGAAAACUAUAAGUGUAUUACUCUCUGGUGGAGAAGACUGUACUCUUCAUGUGAGUUACGUGAAUCAUGAAACCUCCGAGAGUGAAAUAAACCUUAAGAACAUACAAAUUCUAGAUGGACAUUUAUCAAGCAUCAGGUGCAUGUCUAUCCUUGAGUUAACAAUCAAUGAAAACUCGAGCAAACAUUUAGUAUUUUCUGGAGGAGGUAGAGCUCAGCUCAAGAUCUGGGAGGUGGCUGUAAAAACCAAUAAAGACGGCUUCUCAAAAGAAGAUGUAUCUUGCAAGGAUUUGUUGUCUCACAUGCUUCAUGGGCCUGAUAAGGAAAGAAAUAAAAUUCGGAUCGGAAAAGAGCUCAUGUACAACGCUGAUCCAGAAACUCGUUUGAUGGAUAUCAGUUCGAUGAAAAAUCCUGAAGAUGGUGAUAGUAUUUUAGUUUUUGUUGCCUGCUCAGAUGGUUACCUGAGAGCUUUUCGUUACGAUAUUAAUUUAAAUGAAUUAAAACUGAUCCAUGAAUUUUCGUACAAAAAUAGAUGCAUAUUAAAAGUACACUCGUUUGUUUAUGAAACUAAAGUGUUCAUCAUAACUUUAGCAACUGACGGACAGUUGAACUUUUGGAUCUUUGAAAUGUCAAACAAUACAGUACAAAUACAACAAAUAGCUACGAAUGAACGAGACAGUGUAAAAUUGCACGAGUCAGGAAUCAACAGUUUUGACAUGAAAUGUUUAAACAGCAGUGUAUAUCUGCUGUCAACUGGUGGAGAUGACAAUUGCCUUAAUUUGCUAACAUUUACUAUUAAAUUGAAAGAAAAUGUACCAUCAGUUCAAAUAGUUUCUUCCUGGCACACUGCUUCGACUCAUUAUGCUCAAAUAACAGGGAUCAAGAUGUUAGAUGAUGGUAAACUGUACAGCGUUGGGGCAGAUCAAAAACUUGUUGUGCACAAAUAUUCGUGUGAUAAAUCAAAGGUACAAGUAGAGUUUUUAGAGGAACACACUUUGAGCAUACCAGACAUACAGGGCAUUACUUUUUGUGAAAGUCAAAAGUACGUUUUGCAUCUUCACCUCACAAUUACGAUGAAAACACAUAUUCUGAUUGCAGCAAUUUAUUGUUUCAGAUCAAUCACCAAUCUUUUUUGUAUUUUUGGAAAAGGAUUCCAGUUACUGAAAAAUUAA